CCCACGGCUUGCGAGAGCAGCAGCGCUACGCCACAGUUGGCAAGUUGUCAUGUAGCGUCAUACUUGUCGUAGAACAGCUCGAACAGUUCGUUCAUUUGAACGCUAUUCCGUUAUUCGGGAUUCACAGCGUUUUUCUCAAGUCAGCGUUUGCCCAACUAAAACUCGGGAGACUGCCGGAAUAGAAGGCUUGGCAGCUCCGCGCACGGAGUGACGGGGGUUCGGUCGGCCGGAGAUAUGGAGCAAGCUAGUGAGCCACACACUUUGCUACGUUGUUGAUAGAAGUGCUACAUUGUUGAUGGCCUGCAUCCAAGCCAUGGAUACUGCCACCCCUACAUGCCCCCCGGUGCACCAAAAUGGGACUGCGCACCAGGAGUAUCGGGAAUCCAGGCCAGCCACGCCGGUCCUCAGGCUUCAUCUUUACCACAGCAGUCAGGGAGGGUCGGAGUGCUCUCCCCUCAGCUACCAACCUGGGGACUAUGUAGCCGAGGAGUUGUGCAUGGAUGCAGCUAAGGCAUGCAGUGUUUCACCUCUAUACUGCAGCCUUUUUGGUCUCUUCCAAGAGCAAGACAGCCUGUGGUUCUCACCCAACCAUGUUUUCCAGCUUGAUGAGUCAUCAUCUGAAGACAUAUUUUUUAGAAUAAGGUAUUACUUCCCUGGCUGGUACAGCAGUGGUGCGUCCCGGGCUUACCGGUAUGGAGUCAACAAGGGGUCAGAGAGCCCUGUCUUCGACGACACUGUCAUGGCAUACCUCUUUUCUCAGUGGAGGUAUGACUUCAUCAAUGGCUUGGUGAAGAUCCCCAACUCACAUGAGGCCAAGGAGGAGUGCCUGGGUAUGGCUGUUCUGGACAUGAUGAGGACAGCCAAUGAAAGGCAGAUGUCACCACUGAAUAUUUACCACACAAUAAGCUACAAGUCUUUCCUGCCUAAGGACAUGAGAGCACAGAUCCAGGAAUACAGUUUCCUGACACGUAAGCGGAUUCGCUUCCGCUUUAAGCGCUUCAUCCAGCAGUUCAGUCAGUGCCGGGCUACAGCGCGAGACCUCAAGCUCAAAUACCUCAUCAGCAUGGAGUCCCUGGAGAGGGCCUUCUUCACAGAGACCUUCCAGGUCAAGGAGCCCAACAGUGGGCAGCUCACCGUCCUGGUGGCAGCGGACAGUGGCAUCCAGUUGUGUCUAGACAGGCACAAAGACUCUGAGCAGGAACUGCAGACCCUGUGUGACUUCCCUGAUGUCACUGACAUCAGCAUCAAACAGGCCAACAAGGAGAGUGCUGCAGAGAGCCGGGUGGUUACCAUCAACAAGCAUGACGGCAAGAAAAAGGAGCUGGAGUUCCCCAGCCUGGCCAAAGCACUGUCCUUUGUGUGCCUCAUCGACGGCUACUAUCGGCUAACCACAGAUGCACACCAUUACCUCUGCAAGGAGGUGGCACCCCCUAGGCUUGUGGAGGCCACAGCUUCCCACUGCCAUGGCCCCAUUUCAAUGGAGUUUGCCAUUAACCGCCUGCAGAAGUGUGGAAACAAGCGGGGGUUGUAUAUUUUGCGAUGUAGCCCCAAGGACUUCAACAAGUUCUUCCUGACCUUCCCUCUAGGGGUGUACAAUACUGUGGAAUAUAAGCACUGUCAGAUCACCAGGUCUGCCAAUGGGGAGUUCAACCUCAGCGGAACCAAAAGGAACUUCGGCAGCCUGCAGGAACUGCUCAGCUGCUACCAGAAGGAAACUGUGCGCACCGAUGGCAUUGUUUUCCAGUUCAGCAAGUGCUGCCCACCGAAAUCCAAAGAAAAGUCAUGCCUUCUGGUAUGCAGGAGUAAUAAGGACUCAGAAGUGCCUCUCUCGCCGUCGCUGCAGCGUCAGAGCAUCAGCCAGAUGGUGUUCCACAAGAUCAGGAAAGAGCAUCUGGAGUUUAGGGAGAGUCUAGGUCAAGGGACAUUCACCAAGAUCUUCAAGGGGGUCCGCAAAGAGCUCGGAGACUACGGGGUCAUGCACCAAACGGAUGUCGUCAUGAAAGUCCUCGACCAGGCUCACAGGCAUUACUCCGAGUCUUUCUUUGAAGCUGCCAGUAUGAUGAGCCAGUUGUCCCAUAAGCACCUGGUCCUCAACUAUGGUGUGUGUGUCUGCGGAGAGGAAAACAUCAUGGUGCAGGAGUAUGUGAAGUUUGGCUCGCUGGACACCUACCUGAAGAAGAACAAGAACUCGGUGAACAUCCUGUGGAAGCUGGAGGUGGCCAAGCAGCUGGCGUGGGCCAUGCACUUCCUGGAGGAGAAGAACCUGGCUCAUGGGAACGUGUGUGCUAAAAAUGUUCUUCUGAUCAGAGAAGAGGACCGCCAAAAUAGAACCCCACCUUUUAUCAAACUUAGCGACCCUGGCAUUGGCAUCACCGUCCUGCCCAAAGAGAUCCUGAUUGAGCGGAUCCCCUGGGUUCCUCCUGAGUGCAUUGAGGACUCUGCCAACCUCAGUCUGGCUGGAGACAAGUGGAGCUUUGGCACGACGCUGUGGGAGAUCUGCAGCGGCGGGGAGAAGCCAUUGGCAACACUGGACAGCUCUAAGAAACUCCUGUUUUAUGAGGACCACCACCAGCUGCCUGCCCCCAAGUGGACCGAGCUGGCUAACCUGAUCACCAGCUGUAUGGACUACGAGCCCACAUUCAGGCCCACAUUUCGGGCAGUUAUCCGUGACCUCCACAGUCUCUUCACACCUGACUAUGAGCUGAUCGUAGAAAGCGACAUCCUACCAAAUAAGACGAUAGGGUCUGGCUGGAUGACAGAAAGCUUUGACAGCCAAGAACCAGCCCAGUUUGAAGAGAGACACCUCAUAUUCUUACAACAGCUGGGCAAGGGCAACUUUGGCAGUGUGGAGAUGUGUCGGUAUGACCCGCUUCAGGACAACACUGGGGAGGUGGUGGCUGUGAAGAAGCUCCAGCACAGCACCGCUGAGCAUAUACGUGACUUCGAGCGCGAGAUCGAAAUCCUAAAGUCCCUCCAGCACGAGAACAUCGUCAAAUACAAAGGCGUGUGCUACAGUGCAGGCCGGCGGAACCUCAGGCUCAUCAUGGAAUACCUUCCCUUCGGGAGCCUACGGGAUUACCUCAUGAAGAACAGGGAGAGGAUCGACCACAAGAAGCUGGUGCACUACAGCUCCCAGAUCUGCAAGGGCAUGGAGUACUUGUCUAACAAGAGGUACAUCCAUAGAGACCUGGCAACCAGGAACAUCCUGGUGGAGAGUGAGCUGAGGGUGAAGAUCGGAGACUUUGGCCUCACCAAAGUCCUGCCUCAGGACAAGGAGUACUACAUGGUCAAAGAGCCGGGAGAGAGCCCCAUCUUCUGGUAUGCCCCAGAGUCACUGACGGAGAGCAAGUUCUCUGUGGCCUCUGACGUGUGGAGCUUUGGCGUGGUUCUCUAUGAGCUUUUCACACACAGCAACAAGAACUGCAGUCCCCCUGCUGUUUUCAUGGCCAUGAUGGGAAAUGACAAGCAGGGCCAGCUCAUCGUCUACCAUUUAAUCGAGCUUAUCAAGUCGGGCAGCAGGCUGCCUCAACCGCUGGGCUGUCCAGCGGAGAUACACGAGAUCAUGCAGGAGUGCUGGGACGGCAACCCUGGGCUUCGCCCCUCUUUCAAGGAGCUGGCCCUGCGCGUAGACCUGUUCAGGGACAGUAAGGAAUACUAGAGAGAAAACACCCCAAAGUGCCGUCCCUUCUGAAGUGACAGGGGGUCCGAUCAGGGUGCCUCUCUCCGGCAGUGCGCCAGGGGCCCCUGCGAUUGUCCUCGAGUUAAGAGAAGGCUGCCUGCUUGAUACAGAAGUUACCGUUUCAACAGCUACAACAGCUGCCAGACAGCGUCUGUUGAGGUGCCUUCGAGAAAAGGCACAAAAAAAAACCAGCGAAAGCACCAGUAGGGGCUGUUGGAGUGCCGAGCAGGAGAGGACCAUGGUUGUGCCGGGGGUCAAUAUGAAGAACGGUGCAAAUGUGAAGCAGGGCAUCACUGGAAAUGAUUUUUUUUAAUCGCUUUGUAAGAGUUAAUGGAGACUCAUAGCAGUCUACUGCAAGGACUGGAAGGUGUGUGUGUGUUUGUAUAUAUAUAUAUAUGUGUACUUGUAUGUAUGCGUAUGUGUGUGUGUGUCCUUGUCCAAACAGCUAGCAGGGCUAGCUCUUUUUCCCAUCCAAAGGAUAUUUGACUAAUAAGAGAAUUUUUUUAAUGUGUGUAAAUACAUAUACUUAUGUAAAAAUAUACUUUUAUAAUUUUAUAAAAUGGAAAUAUAUCUCUAUAUUUCAACUGCUGGCAAGCAGUCAUAGCAAGUGAAGUAUAUACAGAGGUGAUUUGAGAAUCCAUUACUGCUUCUGUUUAUCUGUUUGUUUCUUCAUUGUGAAGCGGAUGGCAUGAGAUUUUAAAGAUAAAAACAGUUUUGC
Molecule: messenger RNA, 4397 nt
Organism: Lampris incognitus (smalleye Pacific opah)
Lineage: Eukaryota; Metazoa; Chordata; Actinopteri; Lampriformes; Lampridae
Gene: jak2b
Product: Janus kinase 2b
Exons: 24
Coding region: 296-3658 (1120 amino acids)
Biological process (GO): peptidyl-tyrosine phosphorylation; hemopoiesis; intracellular signal transduction
Cellular component (GO): cytoskeleton; cytosol; membrane
Molecular function (GO): non-membrane spanning protein tyrosine kinase activity; ATP binding; histone binding
Source: RefSeq, a predicted model, not a curated record